This is a messenger RNA of Fraxinus pennsylvanica, 1137 nucleotides long. NCBI's taxonomy places the organism in Eukaryota, Viridiplantae, Streptophyta, Magnoliopsida, Lamiales, Oleaceae. The record is from the annotation of a GenBank genome assembly.
AUGUUAAGAUCCUCCAUUACAAAUAAAUUCUCAAUAUCGCCUCAUUGUAUCUCAAGCAGAAUCAGGUCGUCCUCGUCACCUGGUUCAACAUUUUUUUCUAAAGAAUCCUUGAGUGCACUUUUCAGUUCGGGGUUGUACAAUAACUCAUGUCAACAACGAAGAACACGUUUGGUGGUUAGAGCUGACAGAGAUUACUAUACCGUGCUUGGUGUGUCUAAAACUUCCAGCAAAUCAGAAAUCAAAAGUGCAUAUCGAAAGCUUGCCAGAAACUACCAUCCUGAUGUGAAUAAAGAACCUGGAGCAGAAGAGAAGUUUAAAGAGAUUAGUAAUGCUUAUGAGGUUUUGUCAGAUGACGAGAAACGCUCCAUUUAUGAUAGGUAUGGGGAAGCUGGGCUCAAAGGUGCUGGCAUGGGCACAGGGGAUUUUAGCAACCCCUUUGAUCUAUUUGAGUCAUUAUUCGAUGGCCUUGGCGGUAUGGGUGGUAUGGGCAUGGGAGGAAGAGGCUCUCGUAACCGGGCCACAGAAGGUGAAGACCAGAUCUACAAUCUGGUUUUGAAUUUCAAAGAAGCUGUAUUUGGGGUUGAAAAGGAGAUUGAGAUAGCUCGCCUUGAGAGCUGCAACACUUGUGAUGGAGAAAUGUCUACUCCUUGCAACACAUGCAAUGGUGAUGGCCGAGUAAGGAAGUCAAAGCGGAUUAGCUUGAAAGUUCCUGCUGGGGUCGACUCUGGCAGUCGCUUGAGGGUCAGAUCCGAGGGAAAUGCCGGAAGGAGAGGGGGCCCUCCCGGGGAUCUAUUCGUGAUAAUAGAAGUUCUUGCUGAUCCUGUUUUGAAACGGGACGACACCAACAUACUUUACACUUGCAAGGUUUCAUAUAUAGAUGCUAUUUUAGGAACAACGUUAAAGGUGCCAACGGUUGAUGGGAUGGUUGACCUCAAGAUUCCACCGGGUACCCAACCUAAUACAACGCUAGUUAUGGCAAAAAAAGGCGUCCCCCUUUUGAACAAAAGAAAUAUGAGGGGCGACCAGUUGGUGAAAGUGCAAGUUGAGAUUCCAAAGCGCCUAAGCACUGAGGAGAGGAAACUCAUAGAAGAGAUUGCCAACUUAAACAAGGCUAAAGCAACCAACAGUAGUAGAUAG